Fraxinus pennsylvanica is the source of this 783-nucleotide messenger RNA. NCBI's taxonomy places the organism in Eukaryota, Viridiplantae, Streptophyta, Magnoliopsida, Lamiales, Oleaceae. The record is from the annotation of a GenBank genome assembly.
AUGAAAUCUUCUUCCUCCUCCUCCUCCAAGCACCCAACAGAUGAGGACCAUAAACGCACCGCCAAAAAUUCACCUUCAUAUUUUCUGAUACUGCCUCUUUCUUCCCCUUUCAGUUUCAUCCACAGCGCCCCAUUUCUCAGACAUCAAACAAUUUCAAAACCCAACUUCCAGUCACUCGCAGCAGCAACUUCAAAUGUUAUUCGUGAAGUUCAAAGCUCCAUCGAUAAAUUUUUUAAAUUGCUAAAUGUUUUCGCGUCCCAGAAUGCUUUUGUUGAUAAAUUUCUUUCAUUUUCUUAUCGUCUUCCAAGUUGCUACCAGAUUCCACGAAGAAACUACCAGAAUUUGGACGUUUUGUCCCAUCAUAAUUUUGCUGCCAUUUUGCCGGGUGAUUCAGUGGCGGGAAUAGUGGUUACUAAUGGAAUUUUGAAUUUCUUAAACAUUUACAACACAUUGUUGGUUGUGAGGCUUGUUUUAACUUGGUUUCCAAAUGCUCCUCCAGCAGUUGUCAGCCCCCUCAUCACUUUAUGUGAUCCAUACUUGAACAUAUUCCGAGGCAUCAUUCCACCACUGGGAGGGACGCUUGACCUUUCUCCUAUAUUGGCAUUUCUUGUUUUAAAUGUCUUUACCAGUACAGCAUCUGCGCUGCCAGCUGAACUUCCAUCUUCAGGGCUUCAUCAGGACCUUUCAUCUCGUGCAACAGCAUCUGAGCGUACGACGUCACAGGAGAAAUGGAUGAGAAGGCUUGACCAGAACAGUUCAAAAAGAUCUGCUGCUGAUAAUUAA